GUACAGCCCAACUGUGUUAUGGUGACAAGCCUGGCCAUAGUAAAGAAGCGACUGUGCUGUGUUUUACAGGAUCCCCCUGGCGUGCAGCUGUAUGUGUCUGUGAAGGUGGUGGUGCUCAACGGCAUUCGCCUCAACAAGUACAGGUGUCAGCGGGGCAGCAACUCCCUGGAGGGUUUGCACUCACACCUGUACAACGCCAUUCCCUCGCAGAGAUGCGGAAUUAUGCAGUUCCAAGUAUAUCUGAUUGCGUUUGCGGUGCAGUGGAACAACCGGAUGGAGUCCCUCAGGGUUGCAGGUGGACACGGCCGGCAGACCUGGUGCAUGGACCCGCGGCAGAUUCAACGCAUCAAUCAGCAGGCUGAGGUGCUGUUUGGUAGAGAGCAUGUCCUCGAAUCCAACUUUGUUGCUCCGAUGCCCUACCCUGCUGAGUACAAAGACCCAGACGAGGAAGAGCUUCUUGGGGUGGAGUACGCCAUGUGUCAGUCGACCAGCUUUGCUGCAAAAGAUUACUACGCCCAGCAAGUUGAAGAAGAGCAGAGCCGUUACGAAGAGGAGACGGCUGAACAGAGCGAUGAAGAGGAGGAGCUGGCAGAUGAAGGCGUGGACGUGCGCGGAGAGUCAGAGGAGGAUCCGAUGGACGCCGUCAGUGGGAAACACGCCAUCCUCACUCGGUCAGAGCAGGUGGAGGAAGAGGACAGCCCUGCCCUGCAGGAUGUCCUCAUGACUCAGAGCCACCUGCAGCUUCCUGGGCUGCAGGAAGUGGAAGACUUGGCCUUGCUCCUUCUCCAGCUGGCCGAUGACACAGACCGUCACCUGGUGCCGGCCGACCUCAGGGUGAAGAUUGCCUCCACGGUCGGUGCUUUGCAUGAGCACGACAGGUCAGCUGUCAACUUUGUAAAACAAUACGAGUCUCGCUGGGGCUACACCCUGUUCGGCCGAUGCCUGGGAGCCGACACACCUGAGACCACAGCGGCCCAAAAGACAAAGUUUUCUCGGAUGAGGUACCCUCAGGCGGCACGUGUUACUGAAAACAGCCGUCUGUUGUACCUCAUCAUUAAGAUGCUCAAGAACCGGCCGCCGGCCUGUCGUCUCACCUCCCCCACCAAGAUUACCGCAGCGAUCAAAGGGCAGUACAAACGCAUUGUAGACCGAGUCGGAGACGACGCCAUCCUCAACAGUCUCUCCAUUCCUUUACCCAACUUGAACUCAAAAUCCAUCUCCACCUUCAUUGCACGGGAGGAGAAGAAGGCUAACUUCAGGGCGACUGUCAUCCCUAAGGUGAAGCUCCACCGCAGAGUGCUGUCUGACGCACCAAUGCCAGCUGCUCCAACGCUCCCGGCUUCCCUGCCAGCUCCAAGCCGACCUCAGGUCCAGUACCUGAGCCUUCCUCAUGUGUCUGGGGAAAGGCAUGGCCAGAAGCAGAGGUUAGGAGAACCACAGUGGAACAUCCAGCCCAAACCCCCGGUGGCCACUUACAUCCCCCCCAGAUUGUCUGCAGCCCCGGUCCUGCUCGUGGUUCCUGCUCAGCCACAGCCGCCGUCUAUGAUGCUCUGCGGAACCUUCAGCGGCCAGAACUUCGUACCUUCAGCUCCACCUCCUGCGCCGACAGCCAGGCCAACCAAGCCUCAUAAAUCCUUGAGGCCUUGCGGGGCCUGCAAAAUACCCCAGUGUGGUGGACAGAAGAAGCGAUACACACCCUCCAAAAACAAAACUGCUGGAAGUAGCCAAAAAAUAUUUACCUUUUGCCCAGCAACUAGGAGAUCCACCACUUCUGGUUUUGAAGGCAUUGUUUACGACAGCUUUGAGCAUUUCAAGAAGUUUGUAGACAGUGAACUUGAAAAGAAACAAACAAACUAAAGAGUUUGUGUUUUGGUGGGGAGACUAUAUUGGCCAGAAAU
Molecule: messenger RNA, 1898 nt
Organism: Xiphophorus maculatus (southern platyfish)
Lineage: Eukaryota; Metazoa; Chordata; Actinopteri; Cyprinodontiformes; Poeciliidae
Exons: 4
Coding region: 19-1857 (612 amino acids)
Source: RefSeq, a predicted model, not a curated record